GCCGGCGGUCGAACGCAGACGAAAGGAAUUUAUGCGAGAACAGCCUCGGCUCGGUUCAGUUGCUGUCCAGACUCGGGUCGGCGGGGUCCCUCCUCCAACCAUUCUUUUACUGCCUGCCCGUCAGUCUGAGCGCCCCCAGCCCUCCCGCGAGGGCGCCCCGGGACGGAAGGAUCCACCAGCCUGUCGGCGCCCGCCGUUCUCGUGGUCGCCGUAGCGGUCGUCGUUGUGAUAGUCUCCACCGUCGCCUGGGCCAUGGCCAAUUACAUCCACGUCCCGUCGGGCUCCCCGGAGGUCCCCAAGCUGGACGUCACGGUUCAGGAUCAGGAGGAGCAACGUUGCCGGGAAGGGGCCCUGAGCCUCCUGCAACACCUGCGGCCGCACUGGGAUCCUCAGGAGGUGACCCUGCAGCUCUUCACUGAUGGAAUCACAAACAAACUUAUUGGCUGUUAUGUGGGCAAUACAAUGGAGGAUGUUGUCCUGGUGCGGAUUUAUGGCAAUAAGACUGAGUUGUUAGUCGAUCGAGAUGAGGAAGUGAAGAGUUUCCGAGUGUUACAGGCUCAUGGCUGUGCACCACAACUCUACUGUACUUUCAAUAAUGGACUGUGCUAUGAAUUUAUACAGGGAGAAGCAUUGGAUCCAAAGCAUGUCCGCAACCCUGCCAUUUUCAGGCUAAUAGCGCGCCAGCUUGCUAAAAUUCAUGCUAUCCAUGCACACAAUGGCUGGAUUCCCAAAUCAAACCUAUGGCUCAAGAUGGGGAAAUAUUUCUCUCUCAUUCCCACAGGAUUUGCAGAUGAAGAUCUUAAUAAAAGGUUCCUAAGGGAUAUCCCAAGCUCUCAGAUUCUUCAAGAAGAGAUGACUUGGAUGAAAGAUAUUCUUUCCAACCUGGGCUCACCUGUUGUGCUUUGCCAUAAUGACCUACUGUGUAAGAAUAUUAUCUACAAUGAGAAACAAGGUAAUGUACAGUUCAUUGAUUAUGAAUAUUCUGGAUACAACUACCUGGCAUACGAUAUUGGAAAUCAUUUCAAUGAAUUUGCAGGUGUGAGUGACGUAGACUAUAGUCUCUAUCCAGGUAGAGAACUACAGAGCCGGUGGCUGCGUUCUUACCUUGAAGCCUACAAAGAAUAUAAGGGCUUUGGGACUGAAGUUACUGAAAAGGAGGUAGAAAUACUCUUCAUUCAAGUCAAUCAGUUUGCAUUGGCUUCUCAUUUUUUUUGGGGACUGUGGGCUUUGAUUCAAGCCAAAUAUUCCACUAUUGAGUUUGAUUUCCUUGGGUAUGCAAUUGUUCGAUUUAACCAAUACUUUAAAAUGAAGCCGGAGGUUACUGCAUUAAAAAUGCCUGAGUAAAGAUGUAAUUACACUCAACUAGCUGAACAAUGCUUGUGAAUUUUUUCUUAAGAGAUUCUGUAAAGCCAAUUAUUUGUUAAAAUUCUGUAAUUUAAUUUGGUUAUUUUGCUUUACAAAUUAUGCCUCUGUCUACCAAUCUAUUUUUUUAAAUAGACUGGUAUCAAAAAAUAUACCUACUGCUAUCAGUAUGCGGUAGAUUAGAAAUUUAUUAAAUCUGCAAAAAGGUAUAAGGUGUCAGUUCAGUCUUUUUGGUAAUCUGUUAUGUGUGAAUUAUUUAUUAUAAAUGUAACAUGAUUCUGUGAUUGCUUUCAUGUAUUUCAUCUGUUAAAUGUAAGCAGUGAAAAUGUUCCAGAGUAAAUUUUGUUUUUAAUUUUAGUUAAAUGUUCUAGGUGUUCAUUGUAACUUUUUGAUCUUGAUGCACUGUAAGUAAAAUGGAUCAUUUAAUCUUGAAAUGCCAGACACUGGUAUAGAUAAUUUAGAGCAGUUCAUUGAAAAACAUCUGUUUAGGAGGGUGAAAUACAUUCACUACUAGGGUAGUGGUACAUCUUUUUGAAUUGGAUAUUGGAAACUUUCUUUUGGGGGAAUAUACCUUAGAAUUAGAUUCUCAUCUCCCUACAUAGUCUGGCAGUAUAAAUAUUAAUAUUUACUAUGUAAUCCUGAAAUAGAUAUAAUGACUUUUGUUACCAAAAAUCUGGAUUCAUUAAUGUUCUCAUGUACUCAAUGUGGUCAUUUACCAGUUUAUUUUUAAGAUUUUAGUGUAUAUCAAAUUGUUUCUAACCAAAAGUUUUGUUUUACUUAUUGAGAUGGUCUAUGUAUUUGUUAUUAAAUAAUAGGCAGAGAAAAGUUGCUAAUUUUUGAAACAAUGUUUGUCAUACUUGGGAACAAGAAAAUGUCAUUGAGAUUAAUUAUUUUUUACCACUGUAGAUUCAUUUCAUACAUUUUGGUUUCAUGUUUUAGUUUGGCUCCAUGUCUUUAUAAUGAUAGGAAAUGGUUGCUUGAUACAUGUAGGUUUGGAGAAAUAAGUUGACGUGGAUAAUAGAAUAAGGAACAUUUAAGGCAUUGAUAUUGUACACUUAAUAGCUGAUAUAACAAAAUGUGAAUUAAGCAGAAAUACUUCUCUGUUAGUUUUUAUUUCUCUUUGUGUAUUUUUUAUUUUGCUUUCUAGUGAGAGGAUGGUAAUUAUGUGGAAGGAAGUUAGAUCUUUGGGAUAAGUAGGGGUCAAGUUUUGAAUACUGCUGUGUGGAGUUGAAUAGUCAUGGUUGUUUUUUACUUAGAAAAUUAGUCUGACAAGCUUUUCACUUUGGUCACAUAAGUGCCCAUGUACAAAGUUGGCUUAAUGGAUCUGCAUAUUCAGAAUAUGCAACUACAAAUUUAUCCUCUGAGAAAUCUUCUGGGGAGUCUGAUGUAUUAUUCCAAAUGACUUAUUCUCAAAUAAGUGCUUUAAAAUACUUGGAUUAUCUCAAGAUGUUUAAAGGUAAUAAAGUAGAAACACUUAAACGCCAUUUUAAAUGGUAAAUUCUAGUUACAUAAAUAGAAUCUUAAAAUCUGUUUGUAUAUAUAACAGUGUUAGACCAAGGUUUGUUUUCUACCUCCCCAAUGUUAAAAAUGUUCACUUCUGUUUUUAUAAACCACAUUAUUGUAGAAUCAAUAGAAUUUUACCUAAUUGACUAAAUGAAAUGGAAUCAAUUAAACAAUUAAUAACUGUUUAUAUAAUGUUAGAAUAUACUUGAAAAAUUGUUUCUGGUGGAAUUUUUAUCUGUGGUUGGAAUAUUUUCUUAGAACUAUGAAACCUAUGUAAUACUCUUGAUUUUUUUUUGUUUUUUUGGUUUUUUUUUUGCUUUCCAACUUCUUAAAAGUGCAACAGUAUAUAUCUACUAUGGGAGGAGAGAAGAUCAUUUUUCUGUCUUACUCGAUAUUCUUCAAACUAUUUUGAAUAGAGAUUCACUGAGCCGUUGCUGGUAGACUGCAUAGCUGCUAGCUGUGACACUAUUAUAAGCAUUUCAGAAAGAUUCAUAUAGAAGUUAAUGUAAAGGGGAAUAAAAGCUCUACCUUUAUUGCUAGGAGAGUAUCCACUGGAUCUUGGGAACAUAAUCAGAUAUUUAAGAUACUCCCCCCACUCUUUGGUUAGGUUUUGGAUGUUGUGAUGCUCCCACUUUGGUACAGGUGUUUGGGGGAUCAUGCUGCAGGCUAUUAAAGAGGGUUUAAAAUUGCUUCCCCCCUUUUUUUUUUUGACCAUUUAAGAGAUUCUAAAGGGAAAACAUCCCUUUAAAAUUUAUCCCGUGGCUUCUUGAGAUAUCUGUUGCCUUUUUAUGUUUAGCUAAGGAACUUGAAUGCCUUACCUAAUAACUCAACUUGUAAGCUCAUUUUGUAAAUAUGAAAUGGUUGUUAGAAAAGUGGCAUUCAUGUUAGUCAAUAGACCAUAGUGGCCUGGAUGCUUUAACAAGCAAAAUUCCACAAUUUUUUCUUCUUUGUUCCUUACAUACUUGUUAGAUCUUACUGACCAGUAACUUUUUUUUUUUUUUUUGUCGUCUUCUGACCCCAUACUACCACCAUUUUCUGGAAAUCAAAGAGAUGUGGUAGUAAAUCAUACUGUUCACGUGGUCAUUUGAGAUCAAUAUGAGCACAAAACUCAAGAACUAGGUCUGCCUGGAAUGUACAUAAAACAGUGUAAAUAAAAAUUUGUAAAUUAGUGUGAAUUGUAUCUUGCAUAUGAGAUUGUGUAUUGUUUUGCAUUCUUUUCCCUUUUGUAGAAAUUUUUCUGUAAGGAACUGAUCCAGUUCUUUGGUUUUAGACUGGAAAUAGCCAGCAGUUCUGGCUACACAGUGGGAUAACAAUAGGAACUUGAAAUAGGGUUUAUCAGUUUUGUUAAUGUUAGUACUUAUUUAUUUAGCCUCUCAGUGCCUAAUAAUACUUCUCUUCAUUCUUUAGUUCAUUAGUUUUUGUGAGGUUAGAUUCCUGCAAGUGGUCAAUUAUACACUGUUAGAGCUCCAUUCCAUAAUUCUAAGCUAAAGCAAAUUAAAAAUAUAACUUAAAAAUUGUACACAGAAGUGUUACCCUUUCCUGUUUUCAAGGUUGUUAACCUUUUUCUACAAAAAACACCGAUGAAAUUUUUGAUCUCUCAAUGUGAAUCUAAAUCCUAUGUAUACAAGAGAGACGAUAGUGGCUCUAGGUUCAACCUAAGUAUAUCUCCAUUGGCCUUUCUAAAUAUAAAGUUGUUUCUUAUGGAAUUAAAAAAAACCAAAAGGCAAAAAUAAUAUCUUAAUGACUCAUAUUUUCAUUUUGCUGGACUAUAUUUAUUUUAACUUCAUAAAUGUUACUAAAGCUUACAAAGUAAAAGAAAAAAGUCCCCCAGACACUGUUACAAGGUAAAACCUCCACUUUAAAAAGUAUAUAGGUAUUUGUUUUUACAUUACACAUAGCCUUCUAUACCACUUUUUAAUUCCUUUGUAAUAUAAAUGAGAAUACUACCAGUUUGAUUUUCUCCUGUAAAUUGCCUUCAGUAAGCAUUUUAUACUGCAUUCCAAAGUGAUACAGUCAGUCAGUUGAUAGAUAAAGUUGCAAUGCUUUAUGCUAGGAGAAUUUUGUUAUUGGCAGCAACUUGCACUACUUUACAAAAAAGGCAAAUGUUAGUAAUUAUUAUGCACAGAGGAAAAUGGUAAAGCAGCUUUAUCUUUAUUUCAAAAUUGACUUGCAAUGAUUUUUCUUUAGUUAGAUUUUAGAAUGUCCUUUGACUGGAAACUUAGUUAUAUAACGCAAUCUGUUUUGUUUUCUGCCCCCCAUCCUUUUUCCCAGUGUACCACCUAGGUGAUUAUAGUGUUAUAUUUGGGGGUUGAUGUCUUUGGACAGAAAAGCGUAUCAAUUACUUUAAAUGAAUUUUUCCCCCAUCUUUGAAGUUUAGUCAAUAAAAUGUUACUGUAAAAGGAAAUGCUUGGGUUUGUAUUACUUGAAAUUUUGA
Molecule: messenger RNA, 5299 nt
Organism: Pteronotus mesoamericanus
Lineage: Eukaryota; Metazoa; Chordata; Mammalia; Chiroptera; Mormoopidae
Gene: ETNK1
Product: ethanolamine kinase 1
Exons: 8
Coding region: 253-1344 (363 amino acids)
Biological process (GO): phosphatidylethanolamine biosynthetic process
Cellular component (GO): cytoplasm
Molecular function (GO): ethanolamine kinase activity
Source: RefSeq, a predicted model, not a curated record